Chrysochloris asiatica (Cape golden mole) is the source of this 939-nucleotide messenger RNA. RefSeq names its product olfactory receptor 7G3-like. Gene Ontology annotation, molecular function: G protein-coupled receptor activity; olfactory receptor activity. The transcript has a single exon. Gene Ontology annotation, cellular component: membrane. NCBI's taxonomy places the organism in Eukaryota, Metazoa, Chordata, Mammalia, Afrosoricida, Chrysochloridae. The record is from RefSeq and is a predicted model, not a curated record. The coding region runs from base 1 to 939 and encodes 312 amino acids. Gene Ontology annotation, biological process: G protein-coupled receptor signaling pathway.
AUGAAAUCAGAAAACUACACAGUUGUCACAGAAUUCCUCCUUCUGGGACUUUCGGAGGAUCCAAAAUUGCAGUCCUUACUCUUAGGGCUGUUCCUGUCCAUGUAUUUGGUUACUGUGCUAGGGAAUCUAUUCAUCAUCCUGGCUGUCAGCACUGAUUCCCACCUCCACACCCCCAUGUACUUCUUCCUCUCCAUCCUGUCCUUUGUGGACAUCUCCUUCACCUCCACAAUAGUCCCCAAGAUGCUGGUGAACAUCCUGACGGAGAAUAAAGCCAUCAGUUAUACAGGCUGCCUUACUCAAGGAUACUUUUUCAUGGUUUUUGUAUGUAUGGACAAUCUGCUCCUGACAGUGAUGGCCUAUGACCGGUAUGUGGCUAUCUGCCUCCCUCUGCAUUACACGGUCAUUAUGAAUCCCCACCUCUGUGGGCUGCUGAUUCUACUGUCCUGGGUCAUUAGCAUCAUGAAUGCCCUGCUCCAUAGUCUGAUGGUGCUGCGUCUGUCCUUCUGUACAGACCUGGAAAUCCCUCACUUCUUCUGCGAACUUGCUCAGAUCCUCAAGCUGGCCUGUUCUGAUACCCUCAUCAAUAACAUCCUGGUGUAUUUAGUAAGUAGCUUAUUGGGUGUGGGUCCUCUCUUUGGCAUCAUUUUCUCUUACAUUCGCAUUGUCUCCUCCAUCCUGAGAAUCCCAUCAACAGAUGGCAAAUAUAAGGCUUUUUCCACUUGUGGGUCUCACAUGUCUGUUGUUUCCUUGUUCUACGGGACAUGUGUUGGGGUCUACCUUAGCUCUGCGGCUCAUCUAUCCUCCAGGAGUAUAGCAGUGGCUUCAGUGAUGUACACGGUGGUCACUCCCAUGAUAAACCCCUUUAUCUAUAGCCUGAGGAACAGGGACAUGAAGGGGGCCUUGAAGAAACUUAUCUCCGUAAUACCUUCCUUGUUAUGA